AAUCUUUAAAACUUAAUCUCUAAUACAAAGAAAACAUUAGAAUUACGUCGUUUCGUUUUUACCGUGAAAUUCUUAAUAAAAGAUGUAUAUGUGAUUCGGAAUGUCUUUAAUAGAUUCGGAUUGGCUACACGCAUAUACUUAAAAAUUUACAAUAUACUGGUAAUACACUAUAAACAAAAUUUUGCGCUUUGACAAUUUUAGAGCUUACGAAAAUAAAUUGUGCUGGUAUAAUAAAUUGUAUAUAAAUACAACGUACAAUAAACCGACAGUUGCCAGACUCGCUAUAAAAAUAUACAUAAACUAAACAAAGUUGAACUUUUCACUUUCAGUCAUAGCUGGAAACCGAUGUAGGAUAACGAUAUAUGCAAAUACAACUUUCCAAACUGAGCGUUGAAGCGGCUGAAAUAAUGCAAUUCUAUUUUAUAUUUGCUGGAUUUAUCUUGUCUUUUACUGGGUCAAGUUCAGGCCUUGUGGACAUAGACCCGGACGUGUUUGAAGAUAAGGUCACCAAAUAUGUGAACGCUGGCCUAGGAUGCCACAACAACCCAGGAUUAAGUUUAUCUGUUGUGAAGGAUAGGAAAAUUCUUUUGGCGAAAGGGUUCGGACACAGAGCGUUGGAUAAACUCGAACCUGUGACCAACGAAACUUUGUUCGGGAUAGCUUCACUUUCGAAAGCAUUUGCGGCGACUCUACUGUUGAAGCAAAUCGAGGAAAAUGAUUCGUUAUCCUUGUCAACAAAAGUAAAAGACAUACUUAAUCGAGAUGACAUAUUCGAGGACUAUCUCAGGUCGAGGUAUACUACAUUAGAAGAUCUACUGUCACACCGGUUGGGUAUCCCUAGCAACAAUAACAUUCGUCUAGACGACACUCUUACACGAGCAAAUUUAGUCGACCGUUUGAAAUUCCUAUCACCGAAAGGAGGGUUUCGAACGUCAUUUACCUACAGUAACCUGAUGUAUGGCUUGAUCACUUACAUCUCUGAAGUUCUUGGUAAAAAUUCUUGGGAGGCGCUCGUAAAAGAGAAACUAUUCGAUCCACUAGAAAUGACGUCAUCAACCUUCGUUACAACGGCAGAGUCAAAGGAUCUCCAAAAUUUCGCAGUCGGGUACCAAGACCGAUAUGGAACGCUGGUUCCAGUACCAUUAGAAUUUAGCAGACGUUGGGGAUUGUUGUGUGGCUCUGGUUGCGUGAUCAGUAACGCCGUGGACAUGGCUAACUGGAUGAUAUUCCAUUUAAACGAUGGCAGAAACAAAGACAACAGACGUGUUCUAGAUUCAAGUAUAUUAGACGAUGCUCACACACCACAGAACAGUCUCUCGUACUCGAGUAUAGCGAAAUACUAUACCCGACCUACCACCCCAGUCACUCUUAGUCAUACUAAUUAUGGACUUGGCUGGAGACUAGGUCAUUACAGAGGGUAUCCUAUUAUAACGCAUACCGGGUCAACCUACGGAUAUCGGACCAUGGUUACUUUGAUCCCAGCAAUAAACGCAGGGCUAUUCACAUCUUUAACAGGAGAUGAUCCGAGCUUUAUCUUCCGUACAAACAUUCAUCUUUACAUGGCUGACCUUUUACUGGGGCAUGAACCAUGGCUUGAUAACGCCACCGUCUGCUCCUUUCCCGAGCCAUGGAAGACCAAGCCUGACGAUUCGCCUAACAAAAGACCAGUAACCGAUAUCGCUGCAGAGAAAGAACUUUCUGAAUACGAGGGACAAUUUUCUAAUACAGCUUACGGUAAAAUCGAAAUUUAUUUGAAUGACAGCGCCGGAUAUUUGAUGGCGAAAGUUGGAUAUGGCCGAUUCAUACUAUAUCCUAAAUCGAAAGCAGACGAAUUUUACGCACAAGGAUACGAGUUGAUGGAAAAUAUACGUGACUUUUUCACUCUGCAGUUCUCCUUUGAAAAUGGCGCUGUUACAAGUUUAAGAAUUCCAAGUUUCGAGUCCAAAGAUCCUCCAGUAUUUAACCGAAUGGAAAGCAAUGCAUCUAACGGUACAGAACGGCCAAAAAGAAGUUACAAUGCCAGCGACAAAACCAGUCUAAACAUAUUGUGUUGUCUAAUUAUACUGAUAGCAAAAUUGUUUUAACUUAGGAUAAAACCUUAUAAAAUGAGAAAGGAAAAGGUUGUUGAUCCAUCAGUCCAUUUCCAAAGCCAAUCCGCAUAAUAUGCAUCUCUACCUCUAUAUACA
Messenger RNA from Ruditapes philippinarum (Manila clam), 2186 nucleotides. RefSeq lists its product as uncharacterized. Bases 363 to 2084 code for a protein of 573 amino acids. The record is from RefSeq and is a predicted model, not a curated record. The transcript is spliced from 5 exons. NCBI's taxonomy places the organism in Eukaryota, Metazoa, Mollusca, Bivalvia, Venerida, Veneridae.